AUGGACCAGGGAUUCUCUCCCAAACAGCGCAAGCCUUUGUUCAAAUUGACAGGAGACAGUUUGCUGACGGCUUUGAGUGUGGCAAGGAAAUGUCAGUUGGUAGAUCCGGAAGUGAAAAUGCUGGUUGUUUGGGCUGAGCUCGUGGAGUCAACUUUGGACGCAGUUCAACACGUGAAAAUUGAGUACAUGGAUCCAGAUGCUGAUUCUGUGGACACCGGAAGUGUUCCGGUCCGAGAGUAUGUGUUCGCUUUGGAAGGACGAUGCUUCGACUUGUUGCAAAAACGGGAGCCCGAAUUGUUUCUCAAGGUUGUGCACAGGGGGCGUGUUUUCGCCAGAAUGUUGCCGCAUCAAAAAGAAACCCUUGUGAAAACGUUGCACAAAAUCGGGAGAAUCGUCGGCAUGUGUGGAGACGGUUGCAACGACUUGGGUGCCCUGCGAGCAGCAGACGUCGGCCUCUCAGUGGCGUCCUCGGCGGAGAAAGAGGCGUCCAUCGCUCCUGUUUCUGACACCGGAAGUGUUCCGGUCCGAGAGUAUGUUUUCGCUUUGGAAGGACGAUGCUUCGACUUGUUGCAAAAACGGGAGCCUGAAUUGUUUCUCAAGGUUGUGCAUAGAGGGCGGGUUUUCGCCAGAAUGUUGCCGCAUCAAAAAGAAACCCUGGUGAAAACUUUGCACAAAAUUGGGAGAAUCGUCGGCAUGUGUGGAGACGGUUGCAACGACUUGGGUGCCCUGCGAGCAGCAGACGUCGGCCUCUCAGUGGCGUCCUCGGCGGAGAAAGAGGCGUCCAUCGCGGCGCCGUUCACGGCGGACGACGAUCGGAACCUGUUCGCCGCCGUGGACAUUGUCCGCGAAGGACGCUCCACGCUGUGUUCCUAUUUGGGCGCCACGACGUUUACAGUGGCCCAAUGCUACACUUACAUGUGCUUCAUCGUGAUGGUCUUCACUUCGAGGUAA
Messenger RNA from Notodromas monacha, 951 nucleotides. The record is from the annotation of a GenBank genome assembly. Lineage: Eukaryota; Metazoa; Arthropoda; Ostracoda; Podocopida; Cyprididae.